AUGUCGUCGGCUGUUGUUUCUAACACUGCUACUUUGCAGAAGUAUUUGGACCUCCCUCAAAACGGAGCUGUCUUGGCUGAAUACAUCUGGAUCGAUGGUACUAAUGGUAUCCGAUCCAAGUGUAAGACUCUUAGCAAGUCUCCCGAGUCGAUUGAUGACCUUCCUGAAUGGAACUUCGACGGUUCUUCUACCGAACAAGCUCCUGGUCAUGACUCGGAUAUUUAUUUGCGUCCUGCCGCUAUUUUCAAGGACCCUUUUAGAAAGGGUGAUAACAUCAUUGUUCUUGCCGAGUGUUGGAACAACGAUGGUACUCCUAACAAGACAAACUACCGUCACGAGUGUGCUAAGCUCAUGGAGGCCCACAAGGAUUCCAAGAUCUGGUUUGGUAUUGAACAAGAGUACACUCUUUUCGACCAAUACGACAAUGUCUAUGGCUGGCCCAAGGGUGGUUUCCCCGGUCCUCAAGGUCCUUACUACUGUGGUGUUGGUACUGGUAAGGUUUUCUGCCGUGACAUUGUCGAGGCUCAUUACCGUGCCUGUUUGUAUGCCGGUGUUGACAUCUCCGGUAUCAAUGCCGAGGUCAUGCCUUCUCAAUGGGAGUUCCAAGUCGGUCCUUGUGAGGGAAUCAAGAUGGGUGAUGAGUUGACUGUUGCCAGAUACUUGCUGACCCGUGUUGCCGAGGACUUUGGUGUCAAGAUCUCGUUCCACCCCAAGCCUCUUCAAGGAGACUGGAACGGUGCUGGUUGUCACACCAACGUUUCCACCGAGCAAAUGAGAAACCCCGGUGGUAUGAAGUACAUUGAGGAGGCUAUUGAGAAGCUUUCCAAGCGUCACAAGGAGCACAUUGCCGUGUACGGUGAAGACAACGAUCUUCGUCUGACCGGUCGUCACGAGACUGCUUCUGUUGCCAACUUCUCGUCCGGUGUUGCCAACAGAGGUGCCUCUGUGCGUAUUCCCCGUUCCGUUGCCAAGGAGGGAUUCGGUUACUUCGAGGACCGUCGUCCCGCCUCCAACAUCGACCCCUACCUCGUCACCGGUAUUAUUGCCGAGACCAUUCUCGGUUCCAUCCCCGAGGCUGACAUUGUCAAGCAAGUCCAAAAGGAGUAA
Molecule: messenger RNA, 1107 nt
Organism: Sugiyamaella lignohabitans
Lineage: Eukaryota; Fungi; Ascomycota; Dipodascomycetes; Dipodascales; Trichomonascaceae
Gene: GLN1
Product: glutamate--ammonia ligase
Exons: 1
Coding region: 1-1107 (368 amino acids)
Cellular component (GO): cytoplasm
Molecular function (GO): glutamine synthetase activity
Source: RefSeq, a predicted model, not a curated record